Molecule: messenger RNA, 3425 nt
Organism: Morone saxatilis (striped sea-bass)
Lineage: Eukaryota; Metazoa; Chordata; Actinopteri; Moronidae
Product: zinc finger BED domain-containing protein 1-like
Exons: 2
Coding region: 186-2237 (683 amino acids)
Molecular function (GO): DNA binding; protein dimerization activity
Source: RefSeq, a predicted model, not a curated record
CUCGGAAGCUGUUCGUUUGGUCGGAAACAGAGGGAUGAUCUGGUUGCUGUCAGUGUUGGUGCCUCUUCUGAGGCUGUACUUAUGCGGAAUUAAAGUUCUUAUCUAUCAGAUGUUCAACAGAUCUUUUACGCUACCAGGUACUCAUAAAUGAAGGCAUCCAAGUGGAUUGCUUACUGAAGGAACCAAUGGAGGGUAAAAGUUCAGGACCUUCAUGUUCUGGCCUCAAUCUGGUCGCACACCCACGGGCAAAAAGCAAAGUCUGGAAGUACUUUGGCUUUGACACAGAUGCAGAUGGCUGCAUAUUGCACUGGAAACGGAUAUACUGCCGCGUAUGUAUGAGUCAAAUAGCUUACUCCGGAAACACCUCCAAUCUGUCGUACCACCUUGAAAAGAACCACCCUGUAGAGUUCAGUGAGUUUGUGAAGAGCAACACAGAUCAGAUGCGCGAGGCGUUCGCCACAGCAUUCUCCAGGAUAAAAACCGAGCCUUCAGGUAUACAUGCUCAGCAACAGUCCCAGGACACAAACUUAAGGCAGAGCUUAGACUAUGAAAACAGACGACACAAUGAUCUGACUGCUGCUGUCAUCAACUUCAUCUGCGAGGGGUUGUACCCUGUGUCUGUAGUUGAAGAACCUACUUUCAAGACCUUAAUGAGUACGGUUGAUCCUGGGUAUUCUCCACCAAGCAAAAGCGACCUGGCAGUUAAAAUGCUUCCUCAGAUGUAUUGCCGUAGUCGAGACAUCGUCUUUAGUGAGCUUGCUGGGGUUGUGAACUGUGGUGUUACAACGGACCUUUGGCAAAGCCAAACCCAGAAUAGAACAUACAUUUCACUCUCUAUGCAUUCAGUUAAUUACUACAGUACAACUGGCUUCUCCAUGACCAACAAAUGCCUUAAAACCUUUGAAGUACAAGAGGACAACACAGCAGAGAACAUCACCAGAGCGAUGUAUGAAGCCUUUGUUGAAUGGGGAAUAACUCAUAAAGUCAGCGGUGCCACCACAAAUGGUUCAGUAGACAUUGUCAAAGCAUGCUCGCUCCUGGAAUUAUCAGUGGAAAUGCCCUGCCUGGGGCAUACCAUCAAUCGGGCAAUGGAUGAAGCCUUUCAGCUGCCGAGAGUCGACAGCUUUUUGGGAUGUUGCCGCAAACUUGUUGACCAUUUCAGAGAACCGGCAACGUAUCUGCUGAGAGAAAAACAGAAGCAGCAUGGCCUAGCUCAGUGUGCACUCAUCACAGACAGGGGUAGGUCUUGGUUGGCAACAUUGGCAAUGUUACAAAGACUGAAAGAGCAACAGGUUGCUGUAACUGCAACACUAGUGGAGGGUUCCAGCAGCCAUCAUUUCAGCUUCGAUGGUCCUGACUGGGCCUUGCUGGAGGGCUUGAUUGAUGUCCUCCAACCUUUUAAAGUUGUGGCCAACAUGAUAAGUUCUUGCAGGUACCCAACCAUUAGCAUGGUUAGGCCUGUGCUUCAUAUGCUGUUGAACACCACCCUCAAGAUCAAGGAAGGAGACCUUAAGGAGAUCAGCAUGACCAAAGAGGUCAUCUCAAAGGUCCUAUCAAGCACCUAUUCACAGAAUUCACAAUUAUCGCAAGAAAUUUCAACAUUCCUCAAUAUUUCCACCUUCCUGGAUCCUCGGUACAAGAAGUUGCCUUUCUUGUCCACUCAGGAACGCUCUAAAGUUGAGAAUUACAUCAUUGAGGAGGCAAAAGCAAUUCUUGAGAAGCAGAUUGCAGACCGACCAUGCCUAGAUGAUUUCUCCUUGGUAUCUGAUGAGCCACCUAGCAAAAAGCAGACACCCCUAAGGGAAUCUUCAGCCAGCAGCGUAACCCAAGACAACCCUUUGGCCGCGAUAUUUUGCCAGUCUGAUGCAGACCAGAGCCAGGAGGAGCUACAUGCACAGGUGGUAGAGGAGCUGAGCAACUACAAAUCUCAAAGAGUCCUAGGUCUAAAUGAAGACCCUUUACUUUGGUGGUCAAGUCAUGCACCCUUGUUCCCCACCCUCCUCAAGGUACUGCAAAAGUACUGGUGUGUUCCUGCCACAAGUGUACCUUGUCACAGGCUGUUCAGCUCCUCUGGGACUGUUCUGUGUGGGAAAAGGAACCGUAUAGCUCCAACUUUAGUAGAUCAGCAGGUCUUCUUGUACGAGAACUCGCGUAGCUACUAUGAGCCUGAACCCUGUGAGGAUGAUUUGGACAAUGUUUGGGAAGGAAACUAUUGUCUGGGUCAGCCACUUGAAUGACCGUGUGCUUAAAGUCAAAUCAUUCUGUGCAUUGUGUGUGGCCUACGUGACAGACUUGCUGAAGCAUUGAAAAAUAUUUAUCAGUGUAUCAGUCACUAGUAUGAAAAUGUAAUGGGCCUGUUAUUAAUGUAAUUAAGUUUUGGCCUAUAAUCAAUAUGAAAAUAGUUUUUUGCGCCAUGGCCUUUUACAAGAAUUGUCAAUUUUUUUAGGGGGUUAAAAUGCUUAUUUGCGUUUUCUCUGAGAGUGACAUCAGGAGAUUGUUCUCAAACAGGUAUAUUAACUACAGAGCUAAAGCCAGGAUAUGUUUAGCGUAGCUAGCACAAAGACUGUAAGCAGGAGAAACUGCUAGUGUCCAUCUUUAUAUUUUUAAUUAUACCUGCCAACACCUGCAUUUCAUUGUGUGUAACAUUGAGUAUGUUAGCAUGCUGAUGUUAGCAUUUAGCUUAAAUCACUCUUAAGCCCCGAAUACACUCCCAAACGGACGUGUACAUGGACAGCUGCAGAAACCAUGUCUGCAUAGUAGCUGUACUGUAAAAUUUAAAACAAUAGCCCAAGCUUUUAUUUGCUUCAAUCACUUGACCUGCCUUUAUUUGCCCCCAGAGACCAGGUUUUAUUUGUCAAAACAUGUAGCCACGCAAGGCUAGUAAAGGGGCUCGCAUCUAAUUGGGACCCUGCUUUUAAUUGUUUUAGGGUAUAUACUAUUUUCUGGGGUCUGUUUGGAAGAUCGUUUUCUCAUCUCAGUCACAGAAAGAAAAAACGUAGGAGUGUAUUAAAGCCUAUAAGUCAAAUAACUUUUUUUAUACAUUUUAUUUUAGUUAUUGCACAAAUGAGAGAAAAUUAUAUGAUGUCAACUGCUAUGGUUGAUGCUUAUAUUGGAUCCAACAAAUCUGUAAUCAAAACCCGAAAGAAUUAUAGUAAAUAUAUAGAAUAAUAAUAUGUUGCAUCUACUCAGUAUGCUGUAAACUCUGUUGUUUCUUUUUGGCCUUUUUGUUGCACUUUUAAUUGUUUGGGGGUUUUUUUGUUCAUUUUGUUUGGGAUGUAUUUUGUAAAUACCUACAAUAUAUGUAUAUUGUAGCAUUAACAACAAUGGACAAGUUUUAAAAAUGUCUUGCUCUGUAGAACACUGGCACAUAUACAUUAUGAUGUAAAACAACUUUAUGAAAGUAAAGAUUUUGUUUUCAAUAUUUA